Messenger RNA from Halichondria panicea, 6997 nucleotides. RefSeq lists its product as uncharacterized. The coding region runs from base 135 to 2339 and encodes 734 amino acids. NCBI's taxonomy places the organism in Eukaryota, Metazoa, Porifera, Demospongiae, Suberitida, Halichondriidae. The record is from RefSeq and is a predicted model, not a curated record. The transcript is spliced from 13 exons.
AGAGAUUGGUCUUUGCUCCUAUACAAAGUGAGCGUUGUGGUCCCGAAGAUACUUGUAGCCAGUCGUCUCCUGUGUUAGAAGUACUUCCUGUUCGCACUGUUGGUAGUCAAACAGAUGUUGACAUAUCCAGUGUAAUGAUCACGAUAGGCCCAGUGAAGAGCGUGGUGGAUGAAAACUUGCACAAGGUUGUGCAGGCAAUAGCAACUUGUAACUGUCCCUCUGUAGCUGAGGCUGUGAUGGCCGAACCUUCUCUCAAAAAGGAAGUACUGAUCCGUGUUGCUAGAGUGUUGGACGACGAGUGUAGCAACAUGUGCAAAACAACACCACCACUGUCACUUUUCCGGAGGUUUCUAUUGUUUGAGAGAGAGUUGUUCUCAUACAGUAACUGCAUAACAGAGCUUCAGACAAAGUGUCCAACCCUAUACCAGCUUCUAUGGACUGUUGUAACCAGGUCUGACAAGAGGAACACUGUGAAAUGCACAAGUCAGCAUUAUCCCGGCAUGUGCAUGGCUGUUGCUCUCGUCUUGAAAGAACGAAAUCAGCACAUGACAGGGCUCCAGACCUUUCUCUCACUCGUUUUGUUCAAUUCUAAUGUACAAAAAAAGGUGCUUACAAGACUAAACCACAUGAAUGUAACUAUCAGUUACACAGCAGUGAUGAAACUAAUCACCGGCAUAAGUGAGCAACACAAGGCACCAAUUGAGAAAUGGGUCAACGAGGGAAUAAUAUUUGAAUUUGUAGGUGACAACGUGGACAAGACAGUGGGAGUGCGAGACAUAAGAACAGACCACAGAAGCACAUUAGUACACAUGUACAGCUUACUUGCUGUACGAGCCAGAGUUGAUCCUCCACCUCCCAUCUUUGACUUCAUUCCCCCUGAUUUAACCAAGAUUGCGGUAUCCUACUUCCUGCCAAAUCAAGCAGAUAUAGAUGCUCUGAGGUCCAACUUGCAAGUGAUUGUCUCAAGGGUUCUCGCUGACUACAUUGAAGUUUUUAAGCCUCAAAAACGAAGAGUAGUGGCUCACAUUCAGCAUGCCCACAGCAAGGAAAUGAAAGAGAAAUCAGGAGUUGUGGUACUGGAUGUCCUACACAAGUGUGAGACAAAAACAACGGACAUGAUCGAUAUCAUGAGAGAAAUGAUUUCUUACCUAGGAGACAGCGCUAACACAUGUUUGUCGGUGGGUGACCUACUCACGAAGGAGAGGCAGGACGGAAGCAAAAGACACGUUAUUUGCUCUAACACGCCCUCUGGUCGUCUCGAUCACCUAGAGCCAUGUAUAGCAGAUUGGCACUGUCUCCUCAAUUUCUUGAUGCUUGUUUGGAAACACCUCUUUAAGACCAGCCCAAGAGAUCACGGCACACUUCGACACCUACUGCACAAGAUCGGUCGACUCCCUGACGCAAACAAACCAAAGAAGAAUCUCCACGCAUGCUUAGAUGGUCUUCUUACAGCGUUUUAUGGGCAUCUAGUGGAAGCUGCUCGUUUGGAACUUGGCAUAAAGAGUGUAGAUGACUUUCCACUUGACAGCACUGGAGCUAAGGUUAAAGUCAAACUUUCAGACGUUGCCAGUGCAAUUGUUGACAAGUGGACUAUAGUACCAGAAGCGAUUCUUGGACAGCCCCUUAAUGACAGUAGUGAUGGUGUCAACAAUUAUGCGCAUGUUCUUUGUCACUUUGCUGCUCUUGUUUCAGAGUUCUACGAUGGUUGGCACGAAGGUGAUGGACUACGAAUGCUAAGAUGUUGGAAAAUCUUAAUGCUCCACUUCUUUGCGAAUAGGAAUACGAAGUACGCACUCGAAUCGCUUAAGCUUCAAUUUCAACUUGCUUCUCUGCCACCUGACUUAGUCCACCAGCUCACAUGGGGUCGUUUUGUGAACACACGUGGAGGGGAAGGUAACAACAUCCCAUGUGAUCUGUAUAAUGAACAUAUCAACCAUCUGUUUAAGGAGAUAAUGGGUUCCAACUUUAAAGAACAAUCUAGUACUAGGGCUGCUAGAUGUGUCACUACCUUGUCAUCAAUCGCUGAAACAUUUGAUAAACUCACAGGGAUACAUCCAGAGUCUACGUCUCACACAACGUCAUCGAAUCGUGACGAUGUCCUCUCAAUUGCUACUGUGGUUCAAUCCUGUGAUAUCCUCAAAAUUAAAAGUGAUAGAAGUCACGCUAAUUUUCCAAGUUUUUCUGCAAGUCCUCUGACCUCUCUCAAUCGUCAACGCCUGGAGACAUGGAUAUUAGAAAAGACUAGACAAUAUACAUGUAAUCAACACAGUGACGAACAAGAUAAUGGAGACGAUGGCACAGGCAGUAAUGCGUCGGAAAGUGAUGAAUCGGAGUUAUAAAUACGUGUACACACACAUACACUACUAAUACUUACCACAUUCAUGAAGAUGUUUGGCCUCACAAUUGUCACAACAAAAACUCUGAUCGCUUGGAGCCAUUAAACUGGGAUCAAAAUAUUGGAGCAAAUGUUGCCGCCUGCACUCCGUUGUCAGUAAAUACCCCCUUACAAUGUCCAGCUCAAUAUUACGAGGAUUACUUUUGUUUUUCCUAUUGGGGACAUCUGAUGGUGACCAGUAUAUGGUAGACGUGGACAAUUCUCCUCCUCUUCCAGCCCGACCACUUUCUUGAAAGUAGUCUUCAAGUGAUCUUGGAGCUCCAUAGUGGACAAUAGAAGUCAAAUCCUUAAAGUUCACACCCAUACCGAGGGCCAUAGUAGCGAACACUACUCUCACAGUUCCUUGUGGGUGAGACAAACUGCUCAAUAUAACAGACUUGUUGUAGUCAUCCGUCUUUGCAUGAAACAUACCAAACAAUCUGUUGUCACUUGUGUUAUCAGCACCAGUAGGGAAAUAGAUAGCAUCACCAAGCUUCGAGUGAAAGUGAAUGUAUAGGUUGGCACAGGUAUCGAGCGACUGACAAUACACAAUCGUACGAAUUGCCUUGAUGUUAUUGGCCAACAAAUCAGACACUAAAACGACAAGUCUUUGCCUCUAUGUCACAGAUCCACUUCUUCUUCUCCAUAGAGUAAAAUAUAUUGGGCUUAUUGGGAGACACAUUAACAAAUUCGCACCCUCGCAUGUCAAGAGUUCCGACAAUCUGCCUUCUCAUCUUCUCUGUUACUGUUGCAGUGGCUGCAAGCAUCGGCGUACCCGGUGGAGCAUAGGCUCUCAAGUCACAAAUACAACCAUAACAGGGACGGAAAUCAGAACUCCUAUUGUGGUGUAUGUGUGUGUGUGGUUUGUAAUCGUGACGUAUACUAAUUAAAGCACUAUACAUGUAUAAUUAUUUUCUUACCAUUUGUAAACACAAUGAGCCUCGUCUACAGCAAUAGCAACCAAAGUGUUGCAGACAGGAGGAGACAGUAACACUUUGGUCCAACUCGAACCAUGAUCACCAACUAUAGAGCCUCAGGGGCUGAGUAAAGAAUCCUAUAGCUCCCACUGCCAAUACCACAGUCAGUAGCCACCAGGCUACGGUCUAUCCCUCUGUUGGAGCUGAUAAUGGCAGCACCAACUCCUUUAGCUCGCAAACUCUUCACUUGGUCCACCAUCAGAGAAACCAACGGCGACACUACCAGCACAACACUCUGAUCAACGCUUGGAGAUUCAGAUCUACCUAGCAGCCUAUCAAACACAAAUGGGAGCACUUGAUAGCAUAUGGAUUUGCCAUAGCCAGUCGGGAACCACACAAAGACAUCAUGACCUUGAGAAAGCAGCUUUAUAGCCUUUACUUGCUCUGACUUUAGAAUAAGAUCUCCAAGUUUCAGGGAAGAUAGAGCAUCAGCUAUAGCACUGUCUAACAAAAAUGCAGUAGCCAUUCCAAAUUGAUAAACGGGAUACUGACUGGUAUAUACGAUAGUACGCGAAUAUAAAUGUCACAAAAGUGAACGAGAAUAUCCAUUAGUAGUGAAGUAUAGUCAAGUAGUUGGGUAUAGUCAAGUAGUUGGGUAUAGUCAAGUAAUUGGGUAGUUGGGUAUAGUGAAGUAGUUGGGUAUAGUGAAGUAGUCGAGUAGUUGGGUAGUCAAGUAUAGUGAAGUAUAUAGUCGGGUAGUGAAGUAGUCGGGUAUAGUUGGGUAGUCAAGUAGUGAAGUAGUUGGGUAGUGAAGCAGUUGGGUAGUGAAGUAGUUAGGUAUAGUGAAGUAGUUGGGUAGUGCAGUAGUCAAGUAGUUGGGUAGUGCAGUAGCUAUAGGUAGUUGGGUAGUGAAGUAGUUGGGUAGUUGCCAGUGGGUAGUGAAGUAGUUGGGUAUAUAGUGGGGUAGUGAAGUAGUGAAGUAGUUGGGUAUAGUUGGGUAGUGAAGUAGUUAGGUAGUGAAGUAGUUGGGUAGUGAAGUAGUCGAGUAGUGAAGUAGUUGGGUAGUGAAGUAGUUGGGUAGUGAAGUAGUUGGGUAUAUAAUGGGGUAGUUGGGUAGUGAAGUAGUGAAGUAGUUGGGUAUAGUUGGGUAGUGAAGUAGUUAGGUAGUGAAGUAGUUGGGUAGUGAAGUAGUCGAGUAGUGAAGUAGUCGAGUAGUGAAGUAGUUGGGUAGUGAAGUAGUCGAGUAGUGAAGUAAUUGUACGGGAGCUCUGUGCUGCACUUAGUGACAAACAGAUCUCAAUCACUAUGCAAGACUUUCAGAAGAGAAUUGCCAACUUCCCUUUGAACACUGUCAAUCCCCAAUGGUUCCUAAACAAAACAACUGACAGGACUACGAUUCCAUCUAGCUAGCAUCCAUGCAUGCUAAGCAAAAGAAGUGCUCGCAGAUCUACCAGUCCAGCUUUGACGAGUCUUUUCUCAAAAAGUUGGAAGCUGGUCUAUACAUGGAGAAGAGGUGUGUUCAGCUAGAGGAAGUUGACAAGGACUCCAGUGGCAUUUGGGGCGGGGACAGUCAGACUCCUUCAAAGGAAACCAGUGUGGAAAGAGAGACCCCUCCAUCAUCAGACACUCCUCAUGUGGUAGAGACCCCUCCAUCAAACAGCAGUACAACUCCUCCUUUGGUAGAGACCCCUCCAUCAUCAGACACUCCUCACGUGGUAUAGAGAUCCCUCCAUCAAACAGCAGUACAACUCCUCCUGUGGUAGCUGUAGAGACCCCUCCAUCAGACAGUGGUACGAACAGAGAUUCAGCGAGCAGUGGUAAAGCCGUGACAAAACAACUAAAGCGUGCUCUUACACUUUGCACUGAAGACAAUACUCCUGUGUUGAAGCGCAGCAAACGGAUGAAGGGGAGACACAGUACCACCCCUGUGGUGAAACGCAGACGCAUGAACAAAAAGAUCAACAAAAAAAUCGACACAAACAUUUGUCAGCAGUGCCAGCAGGCAGGAGACGAGGAGAAUUGGGUGGGGUGUGAUUACUGUCCACGUUGGUUCCACAUUAAUUGCGUGAGGAUUGACCAACAUGCAUGACAUCCGUGAACAGUGGAAAUGCUCAAUAUGUUAAACAGAUCGUUCUAAGUUUCUGAGCUAUCACUUACGUUUUGUGUUCACCUACAGUAGACUCUCGUUAAUCAGCUUUGUCCUCUUUUCAGAGGUUAUCCUCUUGUGGGAGGUUCAUUCAAUUUAUAGCUCUAUCAAAAAAUUAGUUCACAGUUGGAUAGCCACCGUACCUACUUGUACGUGUUUUAGUUAAAUAUGCAUUUCGCAUUACAUCAUAAUAUUGAACAGGAAGAAAUUUGUUAGAAAGUUCUAGUUUCUUUAGCUCACUUUUUUUGGGAGCGGUGCGAUCAUUUCAAAGAGAAAGAGAGGUAGUAAAAACAUCUAACUCUUCAUGAUUGUAAUGGUACAACUCCUAGCUCUUGAAGAUUCGUUAUCGGUGUCUCUGUUGUCUCCAAAAACAUCUCGCAUUAUAUCGUCUACCUCAGAAUCGCCAAAUUCAUCUUCAGAUUCUGAAGAGCUCUCUUGGUCGAGGUUAAGUUCGUGACUGGUCUGAGAAGUUUGAGGUACAUUUGUGCACCCUUGACAUUUGCAUCCAGGACCACAAUCAUGCUUGUCUCUUCUGCACUUGCAACGAUUUGUUUGGCAGCCUGUUUUGCAACCACAUCCCUUUUGAAGCAAGGUGACUCUGUCUCUGAUCACCGAAACAUUGCUCUCACUGUCCCAGUCGAUGGCCAAUGUACUUGUGUCAACCUGUUUCCAUCCGUUUCCGUCUAGUACUGGGACCGUUUCCAAUGUCUGUCAAGUGCGUCAUAGGAGGGGAUCAUUUCUUCUUCAUACUUUAUACGGAGCCAGAUUUUCUCCCUCAUCAGAGAAAGCCAUGCACUGUGGUGUACUUGGGCAUGCUGUUUGCUAUCAAGAACGAGACUAGGAUCAUUCUCGAACGCUGUGAGGAGUGCCUGUAUGUCUAGGAAUCGAUGCUCUGUUGAGUUGAACAGGCUCAGUCGAACAUUACAUUCAAGCUGUGUUCCAGCAACCAGUGAGAAUCGUCAACUUGUGGUUGUGGUGUGGAUCCAGUUACAAACAGGCAUUUGUUUUGCAGAUUACUGCUGAACCCUCCAGCUGUAACAAAUUUUUGUUGUAGAGCUAGCUUGCGCUGCACUUUCUUCAAGAAGAGGGAUCACCAUGUCUGCUGCAAAAGUUGUGCACUGGUGAUCGUCAUUCAAGUGUGCUGUCUUGUCGCGAUGCAGUCGUUCAAAAUAUUUGGGACUUAGCUGGACACACUCAGGAUCGUCGAAAAGUAAGAAGAGUGAGAUUCUGGUGAUAGUUUCAGCAGACGGUCUGCUAACGAACUCCUUGCAUUCACGAUUAAUGCACAUCUCAUGUGCCUCAUCGAUUCCUAUUGAGUGGCCUGGCCUACCAAGAAGACUCACAGUGAAACCACCUUUUUCGAGAUUUGCACGAACAUCACCUGGUCUUCCAGCAACUGGUUGAUGUUCCUCAGGGCACUUUCUUGGGUUUCAGAAGGAGGAAGAUUUUGGACCAUUUCUGAUGCGGUGUGAAGAAAAUCUGUUGGGACAUUCCCCUUCUCCAAGAAAAUGGAGAACAGGAGCCGAUACAUGGAUUCCCACGCUUCCAUUAGAAAAUGGU